Molecule: messenger RNA, 795 nt
Organism: Peniophora sp. CBMAI 1063
Lineage: Eukaryota; Fungi; Basidiomycota; Agaricomycetes; Russulales; Peniophoraceae
Source: the annotation of a GenBank genome assembly
AUGUUGGAGUUUCACACCAUCCAGGAUCGGCUCGAAGAGCUCGAACUUCAGCUCUGUGACGCUCGGAUCGCGGUGGAAUACGCCGUCGCGAAUAACGAACCGCUCGCUGUGCAAGAGCUUGCGACUCUACAAGUCGAACGCGUCGAGUUGCAAGUAAAACAGGAGACGGUACGCGCGUCUCAGCAGGUACAACAGAGCGAUCUCGUACUCCAAGAGCUCGAACUCGCAUUACUCGAACGGCGAAUUGAUUGCGCCACCUCGGUUAUCAACGGCGCUAACGAGGCGCAGAGGCGUCUUGCUGAUCUGGAACUGAAGCGCGCGGCGUUGCUUCUCUCGCAACACAAGAAACAUGUUCAGCGACCCACUCCUUUCACAUUCCCGCCGGGGUCUACUAUGGCGUCUACUGGUUCAAACGAUCUCAUGACUAGGCCUGUACCCUCAUCUACUUCUGAAAUGGCAUCGACUCCCGAUGCGUCAUUCGACCUCUCACCUCCAGCACCCGCUUGUCUGUCUCCGUCGUUGCCUGCCUUUCCCGCUCUGCCCGCUCAGGGCACACCUCGCGCUUUCUCACCGGGCUCCGCUCUUUCGACGCCCGGUGCUCCCGCGGACAAGCCCGUCGCCGUCAGACCUGACACCAGACCCAUACUCGCUGUGGCUGUUGACGAACAUGAUGAAGACGCGCACGACACUGGCGACGUCGAGCGCGAGCUCAUUGGCGAGGAUGCGUGCCAGCCCGCGGGCGUCGCCCGCGAUGCGCCGAAGCCUCGCAAGGGGCCAUGGUUGUCAAUUUACUAA